GCAUAUACACUCGGGCUCGUGAUUCUGAAGGAAAUAAAAUAUGGCUGUCCAGGUUAAAAACAAUCAAUCGACUCCCAAAGAAAAAUGCGAUGUCUGUGCGUCUAGAACAUUAAAGGAGUUUUUAAAUACCGAGUUUUCCUGUUGUAUGGUCUGUGAAGGCUACUACAGCUUCAACUUUGGACAACCAGUUUGCAGUACAUGUCAUUUAUUUCUGUUCUCUUCCGACAUUGACAUUGAAGACGGUCAACAAGAGGUGUAUGCAGAGGUGGACGACUCAGAUGCUGACUCUGGUAAUGAAGAGCCUGGUGUGGAGAGCGAUUUUUACACCCCAAAGCCAAAACGUCCAACACUCCGAGUCAAACCGAUUCCUCACAAACAAGAUAAAUUAGCAGAGCGGAUUUCUCUGCUGACAGUAAGCACCAAGCAGGACCAUGUACCAGAAGGACUGGUGGACUCCAUACCACCAGAAGUGCUAUUGGUAGUGUUUAAGUACUUGGAUGAUAUCUCCCUGUGGACCGCCGGCCGAGUGUGUACAAGAUGGCGACAGAUUCUAGAUGGAGAAACCACCGAUGCACAGUGGAAAGAGUUUUGUAAAUUACGGUGGCCCUUGUUUUAUCCACAGUACCGUGUUAAAAAAUGGAAAACAAUUUACACGAAAUUGUUAGAAAGUUCUCCAUGCAAAUAUUGUUUAGAGAGCAUGAUGUUACAGAGCACCCCACCCAUUGAGGAAAACUCUUGGAGACACAGAAGGUUACGCAGUGAACUAAAGACCCUGAAGUCUGACCCCCCAGAGGGCAUCAAAGCCACCCCCCUGGACAGACAUUGCUGCCACUGGCAAGCCUCCAUUACUGGUCCCCAGGGAAGUCCCUAUGAAGGGGGACUAUUUCUACUCUACUUACAAAUACCACAAAGCUAUCCUAUGAGACCACCAAAAGUGAGAUUCAUCACCAAAAUAUUUCACCCUAAUAUCAGCAGACAUGGAGAUGUAGGACUGGAUUCCAUUCACCAUAACUGGAGCCUGGCCCUGACUAUAUCCAAAGUUCUUAUCUCUAUACAGUCUCUGUUGACAGACCCUUACUGUUUUGUGUGCAUGGAACCAGAGAUUGGAAAGUUGUACCUGACCGAGAGAGAACAGUUUAACAAAGUGGCAAAGUUGUGGACUUGGAAAUAUGCCAUGCAUGAUUUUCUCUUUCCAAUGAACAUUGAUCUGAAUGCCGAGUUGUGAAAAACGUGCAAUAUUCCGUUGAGUUACUCAGAAAUUUUAUUUGUAUGUGCUUCUUCCCAUGUGAAACUUUUAUAAAAUAAAUUUACAAAAUGAAAUUGAAAAGCAAAUACGAUACGAAAUAUAUGUACUUUUAGGCUUAUACAUGUAUCAAACACCGUUGUUUUUUUAAGCCUGGUCCGAAUUCAAUGGUGGCUUUAUGUUGAAAAACAAGGUCAAAUUCCUCGCAUAUAACAUGUUAUAAGAAAUGUUUUUUUUCAGAAAUCGUUGAGUGUUCAUCAGUAUAUAAUUUAUUUAUCUCUGGUGUACUGCCAAGAAAACAUUUUCACUAACUUUUCUCUUUUUUUUAUACAGCACUCAAUAGAUUGAAUCUUGAUCCAGAUACUGUUUACAUAAUAUGGUGUACUAGUACAUGUGAACCUAAUGGUUUCCUAACAUUUUCGACUUAUAUUUAAUUUAUCUGAAAAAUCUUAAAUAUAUCGAUUUAUCAAAAUUAUCUAAUCAUAUGAAAAGGUAUAAAAAGUCAAUCGGAACAUUCCUCGGCCUUUUCCGUUAACUCGACUUGGUGGAAAAGGCCGAACGAUGUUCCGAUUGAUUAAAAGUAAGUGUUCCGGGUAAAAGCUUGCAAUUUUCCAAAGAAAUUAAAAUUUAAGGUACAACGAGUCCGAGAUCUAUCAAAAUAUCCCUAUUCAUAACCACUGCCUUCCAUUUCAUGCGUUCGGAGGCUGCAUGGCAAAGUAAAUACGACCAUAUUACGGGCCUCAU
Messenger RNA from Magallana angulata, 1987 nucleotides. RefSeq lists its product as uncharacterized. Lineage: Eukaryota; Metazoa; Mollusca; Bivalvia; Ostreida; Ostreidae. The record is from RefSeq and is a predicted model, not a curated record. The transcript is spliced from 7 exons. The coding region runs from base 41 to 1225 and encodes 394 amino acids. Gene Ontology annotation, molecular function: protein binding.